AUUUCGUUUGUAAACAGAAAACAAACAAGUUUACACAAUAUUUGUAAAUAGAAAAAUCUGUAAAUUCUUGCCUUGAAGAAACUUAGAAACCCGUACAAAAAAAGCAAAUCAAUUUCAGACAAUGAGCAAUAAAGCGCGCAAAACCAAAUACGUUUUGAUGGUUUGCGUGGAUAAUAUCUGUCGCUCACCCAUCGCAGAGGCCGUGUUGCGUGACAUUAUCGUGAAGGAUAAUCUCCAUUCGAAUUGGCGCGUGGACAGCGCCGCGAUUGAGGCCUGGCAUCUGGGCGCCCGGCCGGAUGACCGGGCCUUGAGCGUGCUCCGGCAGCACAAUAUCAACUAUCACAGCUGUGCGCGUCGGCUAACGCCGGAGGAUUUCGAGAAGUUCGACUAUAUACUGGGCAUGGAUCAGAGCAUUUUGGCCUCCUUGAAGCUGCUGCAGCCCUACUAUGCCAAGUCGCAGCUUCUGAUGCUGGGCGACUUUUUGUUUGGCCUCAAGCCGAAUGAACGCAUCAUCGAGGAUCCAUACUACGAGAUGGGCGAGGAGCCGUUUCAGAAGAUUUACGAGCAGUGCGCGCACGCUUGCGGUAAUUUUUUAAAACAAGCGCGUCACGACGAAAUUAUAACAUAGAAUUCAACUGUCGGGCACCAUUGCAGGGUUAACAACAGCUGUUGCGAUGUUACCCGCCAGCUUGUUUACUUGUUCGCCAGUGUUGGCAAUGACAGCUGACAAUUUAAAUCGCAUAACAUAAACUUUGGCGUACAAAUAAAUUUUAGCAUGGUUAAAAAUAUA
Drosophila montana is the source of this 790-nucleotide messenger RNA. Its product is annotated as low molecular weight phosphotyrosine protein phosphatase 2-like. NCBI's taxonomy places the organism in Eukaryota, Metazoa, Arthropoda, Insecta, Diptera, Drosophilidae. The coding region runs from base 122 to 628 and encodes 168 amino acids. Gene Ontology annotation, biological process: protein dephosphorylation. The record is from RefSeq and is a predicted model, not a curated record. The transcript has 3 exons. Gene Ontology annotation, molecular function: non-membrane spanning protein tyrosine phosphatase activity; acid phosphatase activity. Gene Ontology annotation, cellular component: cytoplasm.